AUGCAGCCAUCUGAAAUGGUCAUGAACCCCAAACAAGUCUUCCUCUCGGUGCUGAUAUUUGGGGUAGCGGGGCUACUCCUGUUCAUGUAUUUGCAAGUCUGGAUUGAAGAGCAACAUACAGGGAGAGUGGAGAAGAAAAGAGAACAAAAAGCAACCUCAGGAUGGGAGCCAGUAAAUUACCUGCAACCUAUACCCAGAAUCAUGACUAGAGAACAAAUCCGGGGACAUAUUACCAACCAGAACCUCAAGUUCCACAUCACUGAGGAUCCCAAGGGAAAAAAGGAAAAUCUUCUGCUCAACUCUGAGAGGCCAAUGAGGGUCUUCACAAAGACCAGCCACUCACAAGGAGAGGAUCGAGUUUUGGGGAAGACCACAGGGCCACCAACAAUUAAGCUGAUUGCAAAACAUCAAGGAACUAGGACUGUUUUCAAGAAGUUCAGUGAAAUAAAGUGGCCAUUGGACAUACACCCUUUAAAUAAAAGUUUAAUCAAAGACAACAAAUGGAAGGAAACGGAUGUGGCCCAAGAGAAACGCAGGUCUUUCCUUCAGGAGUCUUGCAAAAAAUAUGGCGGGGUGAGUCGUCCUCAAUCACAUCUUUUUCAUAUGGUAUCCAGGAUCUAUGUGGAAGAUAAACACAAAAUCUUAUAUUGUGAAGUACCCAAGGCUGGCUGCUCCAACUGGAAGAGAAUUCUGAUGGUGCUAAGUGGGUUGGCUUCCUCUGCGUACAACAUCUCCCAUGAUGCUGUUCACUACGGGAAGCAUUUGAAAAAACUAGAUAGCUUUGACUUAAAAGGGAUAUAUACUCGUUUGAAUACCUACACCAAAGCUGUUUUUGUUCGUGAUCCCAUGGAAAGAUUAGUGUCAGCAUUUAGGGACAAAUUUGAACACCCCAAUAGCUAUUACCAUCCAGUAUUUGGGAAGGCAAUUAUAAAGAAAUAUCGGCCAAAUGCCUGUGAAGAAGCAUUAAAUAAUGGAUCUGGGGUCAAAUUCAAAGAGUUCGUGCACUAUUUGCUGGAUUCCCACCGUCCAGUAGGAAUGGACAUUCACUGGGAAAAGGUCAGCAAACUCUGCUAUCCGUGUUUAAUCAACUAUGAUUUUGUAGGGAAAUUCGAAACUUUGGAAGAAGAUGCCAAUUACUUUUUGCAGCUGAUUGGUGCUCCAAAAGAGCUGAAAUUUCCAAACUUUAAGGAUAGGCACUCUUCUGAUGAAAGAACCAAUGCUCAGGUCGUGAGACAAUAUUUAAAGGAUCUGACUCGAACUGAGAGACAAUUAAUCUAUGACUUUUAUGACUUGGACUAUUUGAUGUUUAAUUAUACAACUCCAUUUUUGUAG
This is a messenger RNA of Puma concolor (puma), 1332 nucleotides long. NCBI's taxonomy places the organism in Eukaryota, Metazoa, Chordata, Mammalia, Carnivora, Felidae. The record is from RefSeq and is a predicted model, not a curated record.